UGACUUUUUGUUUUCAACCGUUGAUAAGUUGAUGAUUAGAGAUGGAAGCGUUAACAUCGAGGGAGGACUCUGAAAACCGGAUCACCAUUGGUGGUAAACGAAAAUCUUCGAGCCGCCGAUCUUCGAUUUUGAAGGCCACAAAAUCUCCAUUAAAAGCUGGUGUUUUAGAGGAUUUGGAUCCUAAUUCAUUGGAUGAUAAUGGAAGAAACACAUCCAAAAAGUCUAGGAGAUCCUCUGGAAGGAGAGUUAGCUUUGCAGAGAAGAACGACAUCAAAGAAUUUUUUGUAGAAGACUGGAAGAAUUCAUGGCCCAAGGAUAAAGAGAAUAAUGAUCUUCUGGAGUUAAGCACUUCUUCUCAAGGCGAAUACCGGGAACCAGCUAAUUCCAUUGAAGGUCUCGAAUCCUUGUUAAAGGGCAAUAUUCAAGCACCAGAUGAUUUCAGUGUUUGCCAAGUGGAAAUUGAGGAGAUCCCAGAACCUUUAACUCUAAAGCCAAGUGAACAGGCAGAGGAAAUGGAGUAUACCACAUGCUACAGUUCAGUUUUGCCAAACAGUGCUACAAACAUGGAGAAUACAAAGAUUUUCAGCCAUGAUACAGCCAUUGAUCUUGAUAUAACAUGCUCACAAAAAGAAUUAUUUUACCAGGAUGGUUUGAAUAACCAGGUUAUGUCACCUGCUGGUUUUCAGGAAAAUGACAGAAUGGACAGCACAUCUUUCCUCUUGUCAUUAGGAUCAAAGCAUGCACAAACUCAAGGAAUUAAAGUAAAGCAUGACACUGCAAUUUCGGCAACGAGAAGUAAUGACAGCAUUUCCAGCAGGAGGCAGCCUAUAGGUGAGAUCAGAUCUGAGCAGGGUGGUUAUGACAGUCAGAGUGGAUCCCAGCAAAGUCCAUGUUCAAAUGCAGAUGUAGAGCUCACAGCUUGUCACAGCUUUGCUGUUCUGGAGAGCAAUUCGCAGAAAACCAAACGGAGAAGCGUUUAUGAACCUGCCGACCUUGAGCUUACAUCCUGUUAUGGCCAAGGACUGGCAAAGUCAUCAGACAAUCAGGAGGUUGGUGUGCAAAAGAGACAGGCAUUGGGGGUUAGAGCAGAUCUAAAUGCUUUUAGAAAUAGUUUUGAGACAAAUUUACCAGACAAGGCACAGCCUGUAUGUGAAACCCAGCUCAAUAUAACAAACUGUUCCAGAGAUAGUAUGACAUCAGGCAAGAAGACACUACUGUCGUUUGAUAAUCAAACAAAUGUGGAGGAAGUACAUGAUGAUGUCACAACAAAGGACUCCACAAAUGACUUUUCCUUUGAUAGCACAGUCUUUUUGAGGUCCCUUGGUGCAAGAAAAAGCCCUAUUGCUUCAGUUGAUACAGACAACAGAAAUUUAGAAAGAAAUCAAAAUGAAAAUCAGUCACCAGAAAGCACUGGUCACCUGGAGAUGACACGCUGUUAUGGUACAGGAAUUUUGCAAAACACGAGGUUACCAGUGUUGAUCACAGGUAGCAACCAUACACUGGUUUUUAGUUCUGAUACCGAUCGCACCGAUUCCCUAGACCUGACUGUUUGUCAGACACAAAAACAACAGGCUGCUUCUGCUCCAUUUCCGCCUCUUUUGCAACAAAAUUCUCAAAAUGAGCAAAACUCGCCAAACAGGGCUUCAAGUAAAAUGAAUUCUUCAGUUUUCUUAAGAGUGCUUGGUGAAGUGAUGCCGUCUGUUGGAGACACGAAUGAAGAAGAAUGUGAUCUAGAGCUCACUACUUGCCACAGUCAACCAGUACUGGAAAACAGUGCACAGAACACAAGUCGGAGCAGUGUUACUGAGCUUUCAGACUUGGAUGUCACUUCAUGUCAUGGCCCAGGGCUUCUACAAUCUGUAGACAACUGUGAUAGAUUAGAUGCGAAUAAAAGGAAAGCAAACCAGCUUUGUCAGUCUGCUGAUGUAGAUGUCACAGUUUGCCAUGGUCCAGGGUUGCUGAAGGCAUCUGGUGAAAAGGUGGAGGAGAAAGGAAGUAAAAAUCAACUAUCUGUAGACAGUGCUUCACAGGAAGUGAAAAGAAGAAGCCCAUUUGAAGCUGCCAAUUACAUGACAUCCCACAGCAGUCCAGAACUGCUCAAGUCAUCUGGCAAAAACUUUGAUGAAAGUGUAAGGUUUGACCAGUCUGGUGGAGACAGGAGUCAUCAGAUGAUUAACAGAAAAAGUCUUUACGAACCUGUUGAUGUAGAUGUAACAUCUUGCUAUGGGGCUGGGCUGCUGAAGACAUCAGAUGAGAAAUUGGAGGGUGUAGCUCCUCGUGAUCAGUCUAUUGUGGACAAUAGUUCACGCAAAAUUAGCAGAAAAGGUGUCUAUGAGCCUGCUGAUGUAGAUGUAACAUCCUGUUAUGGAGCUGGGCUGCUAAAGGCAACAGAUGAAAAACUGGAUGCAAUUGCUCCCUAUAUUCAGGCUGUUGAAGACAGUUGUUCGCGCAAAAGAAGCAGAAGAAGCAUUUACGAACCUGCUGAUGUAGAUGUGACACUCUGCUUUGGAGCUGGGCUGCUGAAGACAACAGGUGAACGCGUGGAUACAUUGGCUCCUUAUAAUCAGCCUGUUGUAGGUAAAAGUUGUCAGAAAACAGACAGAAGAAGCAUCUACGAACCAGAAGACAUUGAUAUUACAUCUUGCUAUGAUGCAGGGCGGCUGAAGUCAAAUAGUGAAAAACUGGAUGCGGAGGCUUCUGAAAAUCAGCAAGUUGCAGACAACAGUUUGCAGAGAAACAAAAGAAAAAGUAUCUAUGAACCUACCGACAUAGAUGUAACAUCUUGCUUUGGUCAGGGAGUGGUUCAGUCAUCCAGCGCUACAGCCAGUUAUAAUCAGCUGCUUGUAGGGAGCAGUUCACACGGAAUCAAACAAAGAAGCCACUACGAGCCUGUUGAUGUGGACAUGACAUCUUGCUAUGGUUCAGGAAUGUUAAAGAGCUCUGGAGAAGUUUUAAGAGGAAAUUUCUGUGAAAGUAAACCAGCUCAGGGCACCAGUGCACUUCAACAGAAUAGAAGAAGCCUUUAUGAGCCUACUGAUGUAGAUGUAACAUCUUGCCAUGGCUCAGGAAUGGUUAUCGCGUGUAAAGGAACUUCGGAGAUAGCAGAGUUACAACAUCAGUCAGCUCCAGACAUGGAUGGGCCUAAACUUAACCGAAGAAGCCUCCACGAGCCUCUUGACAUUGAUUCCACCUCCUGUUAUGAUCAAGGAAAGGCUCUGGCUUCGGAAGAAGAUUUGGAGGUGUCACUCUUCCAUCAACAACCCUUACUAAAUAAUACUCUACACAAAUCUAACAGAAGAGGUAUCCAUGAAACUAAAGACAUGGACAUAAUUUCUUGCUAUGAUCCAGGAAUGGCCCAGUCACCUGACGGAAAUGUAGAGACCAUUGUUUGCCAGCCUGUUCUAGAUGAUAGUAUGCAGAUGACAAACCAACAAAACCUGCACAAGACAGGAGACGUGAAUGUGACUAGAUGCCAAGAUUCAGAGCCAGUCCACACUCUUGAUAGUCAAGGUGUACACCUUACCGUCAGCAAAGAGCAACUGGACUUAGCGAAAAGUCCACAAGAUACUUUCACCGGAGUUAAAGACAUUGCCGAUGCAGUGGUGGAGAAAGAAAGAGAUUUAAAUCGUAGCAAGGGGGAAACAUCUCAGACUUCAAGAGUUUCUCCCAUUCCAAAAGCUUUUCUUGAGACAGAUGCAGACGACAGUUUGAAUAUAAACGAAGAAUCCGCCCUCUCUUCGCAACAGAUGGCAUUAAAGGCUAACUGUGGUGUGAGUGAUUCAACUCCUGACAGGAAGCUGUCUGUCAUUUGUGAGGAAUCUCUGAGUGAACUCAGUAAAAAGGGAAUGAGUGUAGAGGAGGACGCUGAUGUCACAGAGAUGGAGAAGAUGCAACAUUCACGACGUGCCAUUACCCUGAAGGAGUUCCUUGAUAUUAUAGAAAUCGCUUUUAUUACAGAGGUCAACAUGCGCCGCAGUGUUGUACCAUCUGCUGUGGUUGAGGCUCCUCAAACUCUCAAAGACAGGAUGAUAUCAACACUAGUAUCAAAACCAAAGGCUGUUUGCUACGAGGAGGCAAUUCCAAUCGUAGAAUCGGAGAUCACAGCUAUGAAAGGAAAAGUUGAACAGCAAGAGAUGGAGUUGAAUGUGUCCAACCCCAGAAUAUUUAUGGAAGUACAAACCGCAAGCAAAGAGGAGUUGUUAGCCCUGCAAAGUAAAGUUCGUCGCCUGCGUUCUGUGUGCGAAAAAACUUCCAAACGAGAGUGGAAAGAGAACAAAGGCCAGCUGAACAAAAAAGUACUAUUAAAAAUGACGACGAAUCACGCGGCUCUUGCAAAAGACGUGCUCGUUGUGGAAGAAUCCGUUAAUAUGGUUGAUGAUUGUCUCAGUUUACUUGACAAAAUGAACAGAGACUUUGAUGAAAAAAUGAAAAACAUUCACAUGUCACUCACAGAAAGCGAAAAGGAAAUUCAGAGACAAACAAACAUGGUUGAAGAAUUGGCGACUAUGUCAGAGGCACUGAGAAAGAGCGAACAAGAACUCGCUGGUCUGGAAAGUACAAGGUCUAAGCUACAGAGCGAGAAACACGAGCUGGCAAAGAACAAGGACCAACUUGAUGGAAAGAUACUCGAGACGGAGGAAACUAUUCGCUUGGUGAAACGAAAGGACCCAAGGAGCAACAAACCAAUAAGAGAAUUGUCGCAGAAAUUAGAUAUCCUCGUGAGUUUGCAGGAAUGGUCCUUAGAGGAGUGGAAUAAAGAGCGUGCUAAAUUUGCGUUCUUGAACAACACGUUGGAAAUUGUCGUGGUAUUUGCUCCAGAAACCACAGAAGGUGUAUUUCAUCAUCAGGAUGUUAGGAGUGUUAAACUGAAUUUCACUACAGCAGAUACUUUUACUGGAAGAAUGGGAAAAGUCCAAACAAUUGUGAAAAAAUUGGUAAAUGAGGACAUUCUCAACCAGAUGUACUCUUCAAGGAAGGAUUUAGCCAAGGUCUUGGAGCACGUGUCAGGGAUAAUUCAUAAGUCGAACGAGAUAGGAGAUGAGCUUUUUAGAAUUGGUCUGUCACAUCUUAUGUCAUUUGAAGAGGAUAGACUUAUUGUGGAGUUCUCAAGUUUGAAGGCGUUUGUGAAGUUUGUGUUGCAUAUACAAGUUGGGCUACCUUCUUAUCCAAACUGUGUAUCAUUUACUGCAUUACCAAAAAUUGGACACCUGAGUCAAACAGAAAUUGAAGAAACCUUGAAUGCUGUCAGCGCUGGUCCACGAUAUCUGAGCAGAGUGGUGGAUGCCGCUGAUCAACUUCUGAGCACAAUCAAACCUGCUACGUCGUCAUAACCUUUCCACAGCUUGUGUGGGAAAUCAAUGUAGAUUGUAGAUACAUUUAUCGGAAAUUUAGCAUUUUUUUAAAUUUCAUCCACCGCUACAUUAAUUUAUUCAUGAUGUUUUUCAAUAGAAAAAAAUAGAGUUGUAAUAAUACUUGUUAUACGUAUUCAGCUCGUGAGGGUGAAAGGAUUGAGAAGAGUCACGGAUCUCAAGUGAAGUAAAGCCUUUAAGCCGGAGAAAAAUGUGUCUGGGUAGGGGGAGGUCAUCACGGGCGUGUUUGAGCUGUCCAAACUAAAACUGCGCUGGAUGCUUUUUGCAAUCAUUGACUGGUAAAUUUUGAUCUUGGCUGUUUCAAUGGAGCUCUCAAAAGCGAGAUUUUGUUGUGAAUUGAUAGCUUAGGGGCUUGUAACUUAAGUGCAUGUAGUCUUCAAAUGCAAUAAUAUUUGUCAUAUAAUAUGCGGAAUUAU
Pocillopora verrucosa is the source of this 5785-nucleotide messenger RNA. Its product is annotated as titin homolog. The record is from RefSeq and is a predicted model, not a curated record. Gene Ontology annotation, cellular component: nucleus. NCBI's taxonomy places the organism in Eukaryota, Metazoa, Cnidaria, Anthozoa, Scleractinia, Pocilloporidae. Gene Ontology annotation, biological process: attachment of spindle microtubules to kinetochore; protein localization to kinetochore.